Conger conger (European conger) is the source of this 1655-nucleotide messenger RNA. RefSeq names its product carbonic anhydrase VIII (gene ca8). The coding region runs from base 384 to 1229 and encodes 281 amino acids. Gene Ontology annotation, molecular function: zinc ion binding; carbonate dehydratase activity. The transcript is spliced from 9 exons. The record is from RefSeq and is a predicted model, not a curated record. Lineage: Eukaryota; Metazoa; Chordata; Actinopteri; Anguilliformes; Congridae.
UCUCGGGUGACACUGGGCUGCAGCCUUCAUUCAACUUCACCAACACUGAAGGAAAGAGACCGACAGAGGGAGAGAAAGAGCAAAUUAGAGAAAGAAAGAAAGAAAAAAGUCAAGACUGUCAAUUUGCCAGCUUCUCAGAAUUCCUUCUCUUUUUUUUGGGAAAAAGAACUUCAGUGUUGCAAGCCUGUGCACCAUUCUCUCUAAAGACUUCCUACAUUAGAGCGUACAUACAUCAACUGCUCACCUGCGCCAGUGGCACGAAUCAAGAGAAACCUGCCUGUUUUUGGUAUUAUCACCAGUUCUCUUUUGAAAGAAAGGAAUUAACUGAAGAAGACUUUUAUUCAGUUUCCUCAAAAGAAAGUUUUGAAGAAGUGUAAAAUCCAAUGGCUGACCAUAUGAUUGAAGAAUCUGACUACUAUCCUGAGAAGGAUGAUUUAGAAUGGGGAUACGAGGAAGGUGUGGAGUGGGGCCUGUUGUUCCCUGAGGCCAACGGAGAGUACCAGUCUCCCAUAAAUCUGAAUUCCAGGGAGGCCCGCUAUGACCCCCGGCUCCUGGAGGUGCGGCUCUCGUCUAACUACGUGGUGUGCCGUGACUGUGAAGUCAUUAACGAUGGGCACACUGUGCGGAUAAUGCUGAGAUCAAAAUCAGUGGUCAUGGGAGGCCCUCUUCCCAGUGACCAUGAGUAUGAGCUGCAUGAAGUUCGCUUCCACUGGGGUAAAGAGAACCAACGAGGCUCAGAACACACUGUCAACUUUAAGGCCUUUCCCAUGGAGCUCCAUCUGAUCCACUGGAACAGUACACUCUACAGCAGCAUUGAUGAGGCUUUGGGGAAGAGAAAUGGCAUUCUCACGAUUGCUCUAUUUGUACAGAUAGGGAAGGAACAUCUAGGGCUGAAGGCAGUGACGGAGGUGCUACAGGACUUACAGUACAAGGGGAAGACCAAAACAAUACCCUGCUUUAAUCCCAACUCAUUACUCCCUGAUCCCCUCCUGAGGGAUUACUGGGUCUAUGAGGGCUCUCUCACCAUGCCACCCUGCAGCGAGAAUGUCACCUGGAUCCUGUACCGCUAUCCUCUGACCGUCUCACAGUUCCAGAUCGAGGAGUUCCGGAGACUGAGGUCCCACGUCAAAGGGGCGGAGCUCCCAGAAGGCAAUGAUGGCAUUUUAGGUGACAACUUCCGGCCGACCCAGCCCCUCAGUGACAGAGUGGUCAGGGCCGCCUUCCAGUAGUUACCACAGAUCCUGCACUUUAUCCAUCAUAAAUACCAACAAGCAACAAGAAGUAUGACAUGAUGGCUGUGAACUCUUCAGCAUCGGAUUUGAAUGUACCUGUUUACUAGCAUUUGAAUUUGAAGGUGUGUCUCUCCUGCUGAACAUGUAAAUCACAAAACAGAGUGACGGCAACAUUAGAAGAUGAAGAAUCCCAAAUUCUAAGCAGUACAUGAACUCUGAGAGGAUGACUUUACUAAUAAUACAUAGCAGAAGAGGUGAAUCCUAAAGCUCCCUAUUUGUAAAUGCACAGAUAAUGCAUUUUAGAUUAUUUUCCUCCCAGAGCUGAACAAUGAUAUCUGGAAGAAGUUUUGAAGAUAAAAAAGAUGUUUUGAAGAUAAAAUAACAGGAAAAAGUGAGCAAAGAAUUUAAGAAUGAUAACAACGA